CUCCCCGAGAGGGCCAUCGGCUGCCAACGGGACCCAGCGCCCUCGCUUAUCAUCGCGAUAGCCCCGACCUGGGUGCGGGAUGGCCGCGGAGCCGGGUGGAAGUGCUCCGCGGCUCCGGGAGCCGGCUCUCGGGGCCGAGACAUGGCCCGGGGCUCCGGCCAGUUAAGUGGGCCUCAUCUAGACACUGUCGCCAUGCCCAAGAGAGGAAAGCGGCUCAAGUUCCGGGCCCACGACGCCUGCUCGGGCCGAGUGACCGUGGCGGAUUAUGCCAACUCGGAUCCGGCGGUUGUGAGGUCUGGACGGGUCAAGAAAGCCGUGGCCAACGCUGUUCAGCAGGAAGUAAAAUCUCUUUGUGGCUUGGAAGCCUCCCAGGUUCCUGCAGAGGAGGCUCUUUCUGGGGUGGGUGAGUCGUGUGACAUCAUGGACAGCAGUGAUGAGAUGGAUGCUCAGGAGGAAAGCACUCAUGAAAGAUCAGUCUCCAGAAAAAAGAAAAGCAAGCGACACAAAGAAGACCUGGAUGGGGCUGGAGGAGAAGAGUAUCCUAUGGAUAUCUGGCUGUUGCUGGCUUCCUACAUCCGUCCUGAGGACAUUGUGAAUUUCUCCCUGAUUUGUAAGAACGCUUGGACUGUCACUUGCACUGCUGCCUUCUGGACCAGGCUGUACCGCAGGCACUACACGCUGGAUGCUUCUUUGCCUUUGCGGCUGCGACCAGAGUCCAUGGAGAAGCUGCGCUGUCUCCGGGCAUGUGUGAUCCGAUCUCUGUACCAUAUGUAUGAACCAUUUGCUGCUCGAAUCUCCAAGAAUCCAGCCAUUCCGGAAAGCACUCCCAGCACACUAAAGAAUUCCAAAUGCUUACUUUUCUGGUGCAGAAAGAUUGUUGGGAACAGACAAGAACCAAUGUGGGAGUUCAACUUCAAGUUCAAAAAACAGUCCCCUAGAUUAAAGAGCAAGUGUACAGAACGGUUGCAACCACCCAUUCAAUAUGAGGAUGUUCAUACCAACCCUGACCAGGACUGCUGCCUGCUGCAGGUUACCACCCUCAAUUUCAUCUUUAUUCCUAUUGUCAUGGGGAUGAUAUUUACCUUGUUUACUAUUAAUGUGAGUACAGACAUGCGGCAUCACCGAGUGAGAUUGGUGUUCCAAGAUUCUCCUGUCCGUGGUGGUCAGAAUCUGCGCAGUGAACAGGGUGUGCAAGUCGUCCUGGACCCAGUACACAGUGUUCGGCUCUUUGACUGGUGGCAUCCGCAGUAUCCAUUCUCCCUGAGAGCAUAGUUACUGCUUCCCAUCCCUUGGGACGGCUUCCAGUCUAGUCCGUUAGUAAUCAGAUUCUGUGUGGAGGGGCAGCUGGAUUGUAUAUCUGAUUAGUGAUGCACAUGCUGUUUGGGUUCCUGGGGCUCCUAUUACAGGAGGUGGAAAGGUUGAAUCAAGAGGAAAACCAGCUAUGAUUUAUACACAUUUUAAUGUAAACUUUGCAUAUUUGAAAGGAGAAACCUGGCCUCAUAUUCUGUGUUAAACCCCAAUUGGUGCUGUUGAGUUUGUUUAUUCUUUGAUCUCAACAAAAAUGGUUGAUCUUGUGCUAGGGAGAAAUUAAACUCUGCCUGUUCAAGCAAGGAAGUUUUCCCUAUGGAUCAGAGGAACCCAGAGGUUUAAAGUGGUUGCUCCAUUGUUGCUGCUCCUCAAAUUCAAGUGAAUAUUUUUUUCUUUUCCCUUUACCCUUCUCCAGAAAUAAAGCAGGUGACAGGGUUGUCAGAAUCUUACGAGAUUGACUUGUGCAUCUUUAAAAAAAAUGCUUUUUGGAUAUUUAUUACAUGAGUAUUGAUUGUUUUGCUGA
Molecule: messenger RNA, 1831 nt
Organism: Onychomys torridus (southern grasshopper mouse)
Lineage: Eukaryota; Metazoa; Chordata; Mammalia; Rodentia; Cricetidae
Gene: Tmem183a
Product: transmembrane protein 183A
Exons: 8
Coding region: 142-1272 (376 amino acids)
Biological process (GO): regulation of protein stability
Cellular component (GO): SCF ubiquitin ligase complex
Molecular function (GO): protein binding
Source: RefSeq, a predicted model, not a curated record